Messenger RNA from Monopterus albus (swamp eel), 8891 nucleotides. RefSeq names its product PHIP subunit of CUL4-Ring ligase complex (gene phip). Lineage: Eukaryota; Metazoa; Chordata; Actinopteri; Synbranchiformes; Synbranchidae. Gene Ontology annotation, biological process: regulation of cell shape; regulation of transcription by RNA polymerase II; cytoskeleton organization. The coding region runs from base 99 to 5603 and encodes 1834 amino acids. Gene Ontology annotation, cellular component: nucleus. The transcript is spliced from 40 exons. Gene Ontology annotation, molecular function: protein binding. The record is from RefSeq and is a predicted model, not a curated record.
AGGCAGCCUCUUCCUGGUGGAUAAACAGUGACAGCUACAGGGCAGCCACCUAGACCCGCCACACAGGCUCUGGCGCUGCCCGGGCAAACAACACCAAAAUGGCUUCAGACAGUACACACAUCGCGCACUUGACUUCUGAACUGUACUUCCUAAUAGCCCGAUUUCUAGAAGCUGGACCGUGUCAAAAAGCAGCCGAGACCCUGAUAAGGGAGGUGGAGGAGAAGGAGCUGUUACCCAAAAGGCUGGACUGGACAGGGCAGGAGCACCCCGGGACGUACGAAAAUUUGGUGAAACUCUACCGGCACAUCAGCCCAGACCACCUGCUGCAGGUCUGCUCCAGGAUUUGUCCGCUGCUGGAGAGGGAGGUCCCUGCCAGCGUGCCUGGACUCACCAGCCUGCUGGGGGCCGGCAGGCAGAAUCUCCUCCGCACCAGCAAGAGUUGCAAUCAUGUUGUGUGGAAAGGCUCGGCACUGGCUGCUCUUCACUGUGGACGACCACCGGAGCCACCUGUUAUCUAUGGAAGCCCACCUAAUAUCGUGGAGACGAGCUACGGCCGUCGACUGAACGGUUCCUACCGUCUGCGGCAGUUGGUGCCUACUGCUGUUUACCAGCAUAUGAAGAUGCACAAGAGGAUCCUUGGACACCUGUCAUCCGUGUACUGCGUCACCUUUGACAGGACUGGACGACGCAUCUUCACGGGCUCAGACGAUUGCCUUGUGAAGAUCUGGGGGACAGAUGACGGGCGUCUGCUGGCAACACUACGUGGCCAUGCUGCCGAGAUAUCUGACAUGGCUGUGAGCUAUGAGAACACAAUGAUUGCUGCCGGUUCCUGUGACAAGACUAUUAGAGUGUGGUGCUUACAGACCUGUGCCCCUUUGGCUGUCCUGGAAGGACAUGCAGCCUCUAUCACAUCACUACAGUUUUCUCCUCUUUGUAGUGGGUCCAAGCGUUACCUGUCCUCCACCGGAGCUGACGGCACCAUCUGCUUCUGGCAAUGGGAUGCCCGCACGCUCAAGUUUGGUCAGAGGCCCAGUAAGUUCACAGAGCGCUCCAGACCUGGCGUCCAGAUGAUCUGCUCCUCCUUCAGCGCAGGUGGUAUGUUCCUGGCCACAGGAAGCACUGAUCACAUCAUCAGGGUGUACUACUUUGGUUUAGGCCAGCCAGAGAAGAUUUCGGAACUUGAGUCUCAUACAGACAAAGUUGACAGCAUCCAGUUUUCACACUGCAGUGACAGGUUUGUGAGUGGCAGCAGGGAUGGUACAGCACGAAUCUGGCAGCUGCAGCCUCAGGGCUGGAGGAGCAUUCUGCUGGACAUGCAGACCAAAUUACCCGGGAAGUACAACCCUCCUCCGCUGGAAGACAAGGUGACCAAGCUGAAGGUUACCAUGGUAGCAUGGGACCGCCAUGACAGCACAGUGAUCACAGCUGCCAACAAUCUGACACUGAAGGUGUGGAACUCCACCACCGGAAACCUCGUCCAUGUCCUGAUGGGUCAUGAGGAUGAGGUGUUUGUUCUCGAGCCACACCCCUUUGACCCAAGAAUCCUUUUCUCAGCGGGGCAUGAUGGGAAUUGCAUUGUGUGGGACCUGGCCAGAGGAGUCAAGAUCCGCUCCUAUUUCAACAUGAUCGAGGGCCAAGGGCAUGGAGCGUUAUUUGACUGCAAAUGUAGUCCAGAUGGACAGCAUUUUGCAGCUACAGACUCCCAUGGACACCUGCUCAUCUUUGGCUUUGGCUCUAACAGCAAAUACGACAAGAUAGCGGACCAGAUGUUCUUUCAUACUGACUACCGGCCACUUAUCCGGGAUGCUAACAAUUAUGUGCUGGAUGAGCAAACGCAACAGGCACCACACCUGAUGCCCCCACCCUUCCUGGUGGAUGUGGAUGGAAACCCCCACCCUCCUAGAUACCAGCGGCUGGUUCCUGGCAGGCAGGGCUGCAGAGAUGAGCAGCUGAUCCCACAGAUGGGGGUCACGUCAUCAGGCCUGAACCAAGUUGUGAGUGAGCAGGCAGUGGACGGUCCCAGUCCUCUGGAUACUAUGAUCAUGAGGCUGCAGCAGGAACAGGACCAAAGACUGGGAACAAAUGAUGCUGCUGCAAACUCCAGGGCCAGUAGAGGCUCGGUGGGUUCGCCCACAGAGGUGCAUUCCCCACCCAACGUGGGCCUGCGUCGCAGCGGGCAGAUCGAGGGUGUGCGGCAGAUGCACAGCAACGCCCCACGCAGCCAGAUGGCCACAGAGCGAGACCUGGUGGCCUGGAGCCGCAGGGUGCUGGUCCCUGAGCUGGAGGAUGCCUCUGUCAGGAGACAGGUGAACUGGCGAGAGGCUAAAGGGGAGGAGGAGAUCAAUAUUUAUCAGUCAGAGAGGAGGAGACGAACCAUCCACUCUCUGCCCAAGGAGAGCAGGGUUCAUCCAACAUCAGAAUGUGUAGUUGACGAAGGGAGGAGGAGCCAGGGUAAUCACGGCUAUCACACUCGUGCUGCUAUGGAGGAGACGAGUCACCAGAGUGCUGAGGCUGCAGAUGAUGAUGAAAGCAACUCAGAGGGAGAGGUGGAGGUACGGCAAAUCAAUGGACACUCGUCAGAAGAGGAGAAGGAUGAGGAAGAAAAAGAGCCCUGGCCAGAUGACCACAGUAGUUCAAGUGACUACUCCAGUGAUUACUCUGAUUGGACAGCGGAUGCGGGGAUCAACCUUGAACCACCCAAGAAGAGUGUUAAAGUGAAAAAGAAGAGCAGCAGCUCUGAGGAGGAUGGAGAAAAGAAGAGGGACGGGAAGAAAGAAAGAAAGAAAGACAAACCGGACAAAGACGGCGCAUUACCAAAGAAGAAGAAGCCAAAGGAGAAGAGGAAGAGGACUGAGUUUCAGGAGGAAGGGCUAACUCUGGAAGAAUGGCUUCCCUCUGCCUGGAUUACAGACACGGUCCCCCGGAGAUGUCCCUACAUACCCCAGAUGGGAGAUGAGGUAUACUACUUCAGACAGGGCCAUGAAGCCUACGUGGAGAUGGCCAAACAGAAAAAGAUUUACAGCAUCAAUCCUAAGAAGCAGCCGUGGCACAAGAUGGAGCUUCGGGAACAGGAAUUGAUGAAGAUAGUUGGCAUCAAGUAUGAGGUGGGCUUGCCCACACUGUGCUGUCUGAAGCUUUCCUUCCUGGACCCUGAUACAGGCAAACUGACAGGAGGAUCCUUCUCUAUGAAAUACCAUGACAUGCCAGAUGUAAUAGACUUCCUGGUGUUGCGGCAGCAGUUUGAUAAUGCCAGAAAGAGGCAGUGGAGUAUAGGCGAUAGGUUUCGGUCAGUGAUUGACGACGCCUGGUGGUUUGGGACCAUUGAGAGCCAGGAGCCCUACCAGCCCACGUAUCCUGACAGUCUGUUCCAGUGCUACAAUGUCUGCUGGGAUAAUGGAGAUACGGAGAAGAUGAGUCCUUGGGAUAUGGAGCCCAUCCCUGAUGAUGCCACGUUCCCUGACGAGCUGGGCACAAGUGUCCCCCUGAUGGAACAAGAGCAGAAGGAGCUGCUGUACAUCCCUCUGGAUGGGGAAUGGGGCUGCCACACACGUGCAGAGGAGUGUGAACGCAUCAUCAAAGCCAUCAACCAGCUCUGCACACUCGAUGUGGCAGCACCAUUUGCCUUUCCAGUGGACCUACAAGCUUACCCCACGUACUGCACAGUAGUGGCCUACGUCACUGACCUCAGCACCAUACGCCAAAGGCUAGUGAACCGCUUCUACAGACGGCUGUCCUCACUGAUGUGGGAGGUUCGUUAUAUAGAACACAACGCCCAAACAUUCAAUGAGCCAGGGUCAUUCAUCGUCACUACUGCGAAGUUUGUCUCCGACCUCAUGCUGCAGUUCAUUAAGGACCAAAGUCUGACAGAGAUCAUGCCACUCUACAAAACUAUGAAGAAAGCAACCUUCUCUGACUCUGAAGAUGAGGAUGAUGAGGAGGAUGAUGAAGAUAUUAAUACUCCUGGAACAUCUACACGGAACCAUAAGGCUCGGCGACCAAUGCAGCGCCAACUGCGAAAUCGACCACAUUCGUAUGACCCUCAUGCGUGGAGGGGUCGGUGUAAGGAGCUGCUGGAUCUCAUCUUUCAGUGUGAAGACUCAGAGCCCUUCAGAGAACCUGUGAACCUACGAGAGUAUCCGGACUACCUGCAAAUCGUUGAUUCACCAAUGGACUUUGGCACUGUUCUCAACGCGCUAACAGCAGGAAAGUACCAGUCUCCCAUUGAGCUCUGUAAAGAUGUCCGACUCAUUUUCAGCAAUUCCAAAGCUUACACGCCCAGUAAGAAGUCUCGGAUCUACAGUAUGAGUCUGAGGCUUUCUGCACUGUUUGAAGAGCAUAUCAGCUCUAUCCUGGCUGACUACAAGGCCAUCCAUGGCCUGACAGAUAGACUGACCAGACAGGGCACAGAACGACAGACGCGAUUCACCACAGACAGACAGACACGGCAUGCCAUGAAGAGGAGGAGGCGGAGGAGCGAGUCUCCCACAAGCAGCAAUGCUUCCAGCCCAGAGAGGAAGAGACGUGUAUCAUCCAGGGUGACUGCAAAGAGGGAGCCAUCCCCAGCUCCUUCACGAUCCUCCUCCCUGAGGCAGAGUGUACCCCUUAAACAGCUCCCCCAGCUAGUCAACGGGAAGGCGGACACACCGACUGCAGGGCGGACACGCAGCGCAGCACGCCACUCUGCACACUCUCCACCCUCCUCUUCCUCUUCACAUAACACUGCGAGCAACACACCGAGCACAGCAGAGUCUACUCGUUUGCUGAGGGCUCAUAACUCUGUGUCAGCUUCAACACCACCAGCUUCUGAAAAAGUGACACCCACUCCAGUCACAGAAAGUAGCAUUGGCGGAAGCACCCGGCGGAAACUCAGGACUCCUGUACGACAUACACCUGGUUCUCCUGCCAGCCCUUCAUCUCAGAGCACAGUCCACCUGAAUGGCCACAGUAGUCAUAUGACUCUGAGCAUGGGGAGAAGGGGGCGGAAAUCCAGAACGGACCCACCGGUGAGUCCUCCAGAGGUUACAACCCCAACCAGCCCUUCCAGAGCCCGAGGUCGCCCGCCUGGUAAGAAGAGAGGCAGGAAGAGCAAGCAGGAGCUGGAGGAGAUCAGAAGGAGCAGCAACCGCAGGAGCUCCACCCCUGAUGAUGAACUCGACCAGUCAACGGGCGACGAAGGCGGGACAUCUUCCACACAGGAAACAUCUGUGCUGUCAGACUCUGGGACAGUGUCAGUGCCUAGACGGCGUGGCCGGCCCCGAGUGGUAAGAACUGAUGACUCCACUCCUCCGACUGAGUCGCCUGAGCCCUCACCGCUGAGGAGGAGCAGCAGGAGAGCCAAUGAAGAGGUCACGCCUCCGGCACAGACUGCUCCCCAGCGAUCCAGUCGUAAGGAGUCUCCAAAGGAAGAGGCAGGGGAGGGGACAGGAGCGUCCAUGCGCACACGUAACCAGGGGCGGCGGUCGGCAUGGUACAUGGAGGAAGACUCUGAGGAGGAGCAGAGGCAGCUGCUGUUUGAGGACUCAUCAAUCACCUUUGGCACCUCCUCAAAGGGACGUGUCCGCAAGCUGACAGAAAAGGCCAAAGCCAACCUGAUAGGCUGGUAACACCACAGACGUGCAGGGUGUGGAGAGGAGAGAAGAGAUCUGGCUGAGAUUUCUGAGCUUAUGCGUGGGAAGAGUAGGGGGCCGAGUUGAGGAAGUCAUGCUCAGUGUUGUAUGCAUUUGUGUGCACAUAUGUGUUUGCGGGCCUGGGGAGCCACUGGUCCAGCUGCUGAUAUUUGAAGCUGCAGCUAUGGAGAGAAAACAGUGCAGUUAAUGUACAUGUCCACUCCUCCUUCCUCCUGACCCAGGUAACACAUCACGACAGCAGCCGGUGAUUUCCUGACAACACGUUCAUUUGACCUUACUGGUCAAGUUGGAUCCGACCGGCAUUUGCUGACUCCUUCGUUGGUGGUUUUGUAACUCGCUUCUGUCCAGUAAACCACUCUUCACAUCUUUCUGACCUGUUGGUGUCAGACUGGGCAAAACAGCAGUUGAACAGAAUUUUAGUACUUGAAAAAAAUCACGAGGAGAGCUGGCUGUAUCUUAUCUCUGCUGGGUAUGUCAAAGAAUGCCCACUGAUCUAAAAUUGGUAGGUUUGUGGCAGACUACAGACCGCUGGCCUCACAACGUCUUUCACCCCCUCUUCAUUCUUCCCACUCUUUUUUAAUAGAACCCCAUCUGCUUUUCUAAGAUUUCUACGUAACAAUAAGCUCUCUGUUUUGGAAGUCUUACAGAUUGGUUGACCUGAGUGUGUCUGUCUGCGCUAAAAUACCAAAUGGUGUACCUUUGUAGGUACUGUAGAUCUGUAGGAUUUGUUUACUAUUUGUGUGUGUGUGUGUGUCUGAAUGUGUGAGUUGUCUUUCUUUUGCAUGUUAAUUAGAAGGAGGAAGCAUCUCUUUUUUCUAGAAGCUGUUUUUACUGUGAGGAGAAAAAGAAUUCUGAGUGAAAGGGGUCAUUUAAAUGUUUCAAUAGAUCAUGUGUCAAUGCGUCCUCAACAUUAGCAAUACCUUGUGCCUUUAUGUCUUUGGUCUGUGUGCGCGCGUGUGUGUGUGUGUGUAAGCGUGCUUGGCCCUGGCCCUGCAAAGUACAUGUGCCUGUAUGUGUAAAAACUUAUGCUGUGACUGUGCGAAUGUGUGCAAGUUAAGGAAUGUGCGUGUUUUUAUAACACAACUAUCAUUCAUUUCAGCGUACAAACAGUGGCAUACAGUUUGGUCAUUGUGAAACCUCUCAAAGAAAUGUAUUUAUAGCGGUUGAUAAAAAAGACUUUACUAUUGUUGUGCGCACCAUUAAUCAUAUCAGUAUAUUACCCUAUAACCAGCCUAUGGUCAGUUUAUACCCGAGGUACAGUGAGUGGAGCUGUGGGCGACUAGCUUUGAGAUGCACUUACCACAGGCUGGUUAUCAUUGCAGUUGUAGGGAGUAACGCUGUGUAUUUUAAAAUUGUUAACAUAUAAAAUUGAACUUCUAAAAUGUUAUGUUUCUAUGGUGACCACGUGCGUGCACACACGCACAUACACACACACACACAGACACACAGUGUCUUGCAUGUUCUAGCACCUUCUCAUGCCUAAAGCAAAACAAGAUUGAAACUGGAGAGGCAGAGAGACAAGUCUUAUAUUCAUCUGUCUGAUUGUGUGCCUUUGCUACUCUGGCAUAUUGAAUUCUUGGUUUUUCCUUUUGGGGCCUUUUUUGUGUUUUGUUUCUUUUUUAAAUUUUGUUUUUGGACUUCCUGGUUCUGCUCAUCGCUGGGAGAACUGGACUUUGGGGACUGGGCCGGACCUGACAGGCUCAUGCGGAUGGCUUAUGAAUGAGAGAGGAAACUGAAAAAGUAACAGUGACAGGAGACAUUGUCUCACUAUCUCUGUCCAUUCCCCUAACUGACUGAGUUUAUAAAGAUGGCGGUCUCCACUUUUGACAUAGUUUUGCUUUUCCCAGCACAGAGCAAAUAAAUGCCAAAAUCUGACACCUGUGUUAUGAGAACUGGACGUAGCUUCUAUGUACAUCAGGUUCACUUCAUAGGUCUUUCAUGUCACAUAUUAUUCUGCAUAUAUGUGUUUAUCAUUUUGGUGUUGUUUUGUUAUGGAUGCCAACUUCUGUCUUUGGGCACUGAAGUUUUAGAGCAUGGCUUUUGAAUGUGUUUAUUUUCUGAAGCAGUUUUACUGUGUUGACCUUUUUGCAUAUAAUGCAUCAGCUGUAUUCUGUCUGUUCCCUUGUCAUAGAAGACAAUGUUUUGGUGGCUGUAUCUAUGGAGCCUCACGGUUGGAAGGGUGUUUUAUACUCUGUCACAUAUUAUUGGACAAUUUACAACAUUUUUCAGUCAUAAGCACUUUGUCUGUAUUAUAUAUAUGAAGAGUUUUGUUCCAAAUUGAGACAGUCUAAAACGCUGACACCUCCUUCCUGGAAUAACUGUUGAUAUUAAAUCUUAUUAAUUGGGAUUUUUUUUUUAAUUAAAAUGGAAAUCUAAUGAUUUUUUUCCAUAAAAAUAAUUUGUGGGCAUUGGUUGGUUUCAUGUUAAUUGAGCUGUAAACUCUUCAUAGACACAUAUAGGUUUGGGAAAUAAUUGGCAGCUAACCACACCUUUUGUUUGGUACACAGCAACCAUUUUAUUGGAAGUAUGGGUGUUAUUUGCAUUCUUUAAUCCUUGUUGAAAUACAGCCAAAUUAGGAAUGCAGUUGUCAAAUCAAGUGGACAUGAAACCUGUUUAUCCUGCUGUCGGCUCCUGCUAAUCGGAUCACCCACAUUAUCUGUAUUUAUCGAAUCUAUCCAAGUUAAAGAGCUGAUUCACCAAUAAUGGUCUGGUUACCUUAACCGUGUUGGUAAUAAUCUGCAACUUGUAUCAUUCAUUUCAAAGAGGCUGUAGGAGCAAGUCAUGGUUUGUUACCCACAAUUGGUACAUUAAUGUAUUUGACCAUUUCAAACAUACAUCAGUCCUACCUGCCCUUGUACAAGCAGGACCUCAUUAAAUUCACGUAUCAGUGCUUUUCAAAUUAACUCAACAUUUCAGAUCCUCUCUCUUACUUCAUGAGACUGUGUGUGCUUUUUUGGAUUCAUGUACACAUGCAUUUAUUCAUCACAUGGGUCUGUGUUAACGUGUGGCAGAGUUGAGCUAGUUAGGGUGUCUGACUGGGCAUCAUGCUGUUGGGUCAGGGGUUAAAGUUCACAGUGUGUGUUUGUGUAUGUGUGUGUGUGUGUGUGAAGCGGCUGCAUGUGGGCCACAGGGAAGCAUUUUGUAAUGAUUUCGGUUUUGAGACGUGGGAUGGGAAGGAACUGAACAGGAAGGGGAAAGGGUUCUGCUUCACAUGAACUGACUGAGGAGGUCUUUGCUAGUUUGGAUAUGUUUUAUAUAAAAAGG